This is a messenger RNA of Bipolaris oryzae ATCC 44560, 1185 nucleotides long. RefSeq lists its product as uncharacterized. Gene Ontology annotation, molecular function: asparaginase activity. The transcript is spliced from 2 exons. Lineage: Eukaryota; Fungi; Ascomycota; Dothideomycetes; Pleosporales; Pleosporaceae. Bases 1 to 1185 code for a protein of 394 amino acids. The record is from RefSeq and is a predicted model, not a curated record.
AUGCAUCUUCUCAGUCUGGCGGCUGCCACUGCUCUCAGUGCUAUCCUCGGUGCUGUACCCACAACUGCCGAGCCCAUUGCACGACGUCAGACAGCUACAGCGAGCGAACGUCUUGGUCUAACAUGGCUUGGUGGAAAUAGUUCCUUACCCAAGGUUCUCAUCCUGUUCACGGGAGGAACCAUAUCAGGAGGAUCCAUCUACGGCGCUCUCGAUGACACUCAAUACGGACAGAUCGGUAUAACAGGAGAAGACAUCAUCGCUCGAAACCCGUACCUACUUAAUCACACACAGCUCGCCGUAUCGAAUUGGACAACUGAAAACAAUGGGUCCACAGGCACCAACGACGCCCUCGUCAUGAAUAUGACGCGCUUCGCACACGAUGCUCUCUGCUCCUCGGACAGCGACAUCUUAGGCGCCGUAUUCACCCACGGGACCAAUUCCCUCGAGGAAACUGCUUUCUUAAUGGACAGUCUGGUAAAUUGCGGCAAGCCCAUCGUCGCUACCGGCAGCAUGCGUCCCUUCACGCACCUCUCCUAUGAAGGCGAUGCAAACUUCUUCGACGCUGUUAUGCUAGCUGCAAGCCCUAACUCGCGUGACCGAGGUGUCAUGGUCGCUUUCAACGCGCGCAUCAUCCCCGCUUACUGGGUUACGAAGCUGCACUCUACGAAUCCUGAUGCUUUUUACGCAAAUGCCGGCGGCGACUUGGGCUUGUUCAUAAACAGCUUGCCUGUUUUUUACAAUUCCCCUAGCCAGCCGCUGUUCAAGCACUACUUUGACAUUAACACUGUGUCGUCAUAUGCAACAUUUCCCCGUCUUCCCAAAGUCGAUAUCCUGUAUGCGGCCCGCGAGUUCGACGGCAAACUCGUACUCGAUGCGCAUGCAAAUGGUGCCCAGGGCGUAGUCAUUGCUGGAACUGGUAACGGAGGCAUACCCAGUGGCCAAGAUGAAAUAUCUGAAGCGUUGGAAAAGGGCUUGCAAAUUGUAGUCGGGACGAGAAGUCCAUUUGGCCCGUCGAGUCCGGCGCGCAUACCCAGUUUCGCCAAAUCCGGGUUUGUGCAUCCGAUUCAGGCGAGAAUCAUGUUGCAACUGGCCAUUGCGAGUGGCAUGGGCAUGAAUGAGACGAUCGAUGUGUUCGAGGGUGGAUUUAGGAAAGCUAUCGGGCAGCCUUGGACGCCAGGGGGAUGA